Mesorhabditis belari is the source of this 240-nucleotide messenger RNA. The record is from the annotation of a GenBank genome assembly. Lineage: Eukaryota; Metazoa; Nematoda; Chromadorea; Rhabditida; Rhabditidae.
AUGACAUCGAAUGUCUACCUUUGGAUCAUCACGGGUAAAGUAAUCGGGAAUGCUACCAUCGACAAUCCUGAUUUUAAACUCAUUGAAUCAAAGAUUGGCAUAAAAUUGCCUACCGGGAACGGGAUUUAUCAAAAGUCCUCGCCUUUCUUUCAUGAACGAUACUUAAAAGUGGAGACUUGUUUCAACUGGGACGAGAAUUAUGCCGGGCAAGUGGUUCAUGGGGUUCAGUGUCAAACAUUG